This is a messenger RNA of Spodoptera litura, 2946 nucleotides long. RefSeq names its product A disintegrin and metalloproteinase with thrombospondin motifs adt-2. The record is from RefSeq and is a predicted model, not a curated record. Gene Ontology annotation, biological process: proteolysis. Gene Ontology annotation, molecular function: metalloendopeptidase activity. Lineage: Eukaryota; Metazoa; Arthropoda; Insecta; Lepidoptera; Noctuidae.
CGUUCUAAUCGCGCGCAACGCCGGUCGGUCCCUCGCCUCGCACGGUGCAUCGCGCGUGCUUCAGAUAUUCAAAGCACCUGCAUGCGACUUCCGAGCACCGGGUUAUAAGAAGUGCGCGGAUUGUGAAGGAGUAACUUAUCGUGUGGUGGCUGGACAGCAAUGUAAGGCAGUGAUGGCACUCACAAGUGACAUAGUGUUAGUAACGCUGCUGUGCGUGGUUCGCGACGGUGCGCCUGCGCGGUUUCCCGAUCUAUUUCCCUUGCACGGCUGGUGGACGAAUGCAGACCGCAUGCAAGACAGCUCAGACAUACAAGUGGUGUACCUACCAGCACUACUGCCGAGAGAAGCACAGCUUGCCUCCGACAAACAAUCAGAGGACAUCCCAUUACCGUACAGCUUUGAUGCUUUUGGAAGGAAUUUUGAGCUGCAAUUGGUGCCGAAUCGUCGUCUUGUCUCCCCUGAGUUUCGAGUUUGGUCAGACCAGGGUCAAGAAGUUACGCUCUCGGCCGUAGACUCUUCCUGCCACUUCCAGCAUGCAGGGUCUAAUGCAGUCGCUGCAUUCUCAGCAUGCAGAGAUCAUGCUCUUCAUGGAUUGAUUGUCGUAGACAACUCAACUUAUGAAGUACGCCCUCUGCCACUCGGCAGCGGGCGGGCGGAAAACGGUAGCGGCCGCACGGCGCAUGUUAUUCGUCGCGCACCGCCGCCUGCACCGCCCGGCGAUGACGCACGUCUAUUGCGACCGCGCGUGCGCAGACCACGGGCCUACCCGCCACGACUCAAGCCUGGUCCACCCAACUACACCAUUGAACUAGCUUUAUUCCUUGACGAAGCUGCUUACAAAAUAUUCUACCCUUAUCUCAACUACAGCGAGUCAGAUCUUCGUGAUAUGCUUCUAGCAUACAUUAAUGGUGUGCAAGCGCUGUACCAGCACUCCUCUCUGGGUACUCACAUUCAGCUGUCACUUGUGCGCUUGACGCUGCUGCGAUCACAACCAUCUUCUCUACCACCGCAUGCAGAACGAGGCCGAUUGCUUGACUCAUUCUGUGCGUACCAGCGAUCAUUGAAUGUAGACGAUGACGAUGAUCCUCAGCAUUGGGACAUGGCCCUGCUGCUAUCAGGGUUGGACUUCUAUUCAGAGGAAGGAGGUCGUCGAAAUGGAGUGACGAUGGGUCUGGCGCCAGUGGGCGGUGUGUGUUUACCAGCACAUGCGUGUGUGGUUUCAGAAUUCGGCACAUCUGAUAUGCUCGGCCGGCCCUAUCCCUCUGCUGGCUUCACCUCUGUCUAUAUCCUAGCGCAUGAGAUUGGACACAAUCUGGGAAUGCAUCAUGAUGGGACGGGCAACAACUGCGCUCGCGACGGCUACAUCAUGUCUCCUUCGCGCGGGACCAAUGGCGAGGCAUCCUGGUCUACUUGCAGCGCUCGCGUCGUUGCCGAUUUGCAAUGGGCAACUUGCUUGUUUGAUGGCUCUGAUGACUUGGAUGCGCCCAGUGAGCUCCAGCACGAGAGGUUUGGUGGAGCUCCCGGAGCUGUAUGGAGUGCAAAGAAGCAGUGUGAGAUUCUGUUGCGUGACGCUGACGCUGCCCCGUCUCCAAGCGGUCCAGCAGGCGAACACUGCUCCCAGCUUGCCUGUCGCACGCCACACCGAGCUGGGUACUACUACGCUGGACCUGCACUACCUGGCACGCCCUGCGGAAUGCACAUGUGGUGUCAAGGAGGCGAGUGUGUGCCAGCGAAGGCUCUGCCAACAUCAAGUACCACGGCGAAACCUGACAAGGAUAUCGACAACACUAUAUCAGGAGGUUGGAGUCCCUGGAGAGAAGCAAGCUGCCAGUCUGGCUGUUCUGACAGGAGUCGAGGGUUCAGGGAGCGACGGCGAGUGUGUACGAAGCCCUCGACAGACGCAUGCCAAGGAGCUUCGUAUGACGUCGUGUUGUGUGAUGAUACCAAGGUUUGCGGCAAAAAAACCCGUGUAGGUGCAAGUGAGCUGGCGUCACGUAAGUGUGCGGAGUAUGCAUCGCUGCUACCAGAGCUGGACCCUCGUGGAGGUGGUCUUCAGGCACCGCAUGAUCCCACUCGUAUGUGGAUGGGAUGUGCUGUGUUCUGCCGACGUGCUUCGGGAGGAGGUUUCUAUGCUCCACGGGUUGAGCUGAACGAUGCAGGCAAGGACCCUUAUUUCCCCGAUGGUACCUGGUGUCAUAACGAUGGAAGUCAAGACUACUACUGCCUUCAACAUCACUGCCUACCUGAGAAUUUCAAGAUGAACGCGCAAUGGCAUAUUUGGGAGCUUCCAAGUCAAGAUGUGUCGGGCCCAUUCAAUGCACGCGCGUUGUCAACUCCUGAUGAUGAAGCGGCCGCCGCCGCGAUCAAAGCUUACUUAUCCCUGGACAAUGCAGGAGUUCCCCUAACCAGGUCUGCCUUACCACCUCAGAUUCCUGAAGAGCCUGAAGAGAAUUGGGAAGUGGUAGAUUAUGUGGAUGUUCCCAAGCAGAGGAAAAGAAGUCCUAGAGGUUAUUCACCGGGUACAUAGCGCUGUGUCAUACAUACAACAAGAGUCAGAGGUUAUCAUACCAGUCCGUUUAUUGAAAUGAUUUAUACAGGUGAUUGAAAUGUCUAUUUUGGUAUCGAAAAGUUCCAUCUCGUAAAUUGUCAUUUGUUUACAUGAUAUUCAUGUUCAAUGGACACUUCUAUAAACGAAUUGUGGUGAAUAUAACUUUGAAAGGCUCAUUGAUUUUGUCCUCAAACACACUAUUAGCAGAUCAUUGUAAUAUAAUUCUAAGUACCUACCAUUAUCUUGCCAAAAUGUAAUUUAAUUUAUUUAAGUUAGAAUUAAGUUUGGGGUGCAACCAGUGCCUUACUGAAGCAUUUAUUAGUAUCGACAGUAUUAGAAAGAGUAUUAGGAAUUAUGUAUUUAUUUUUAAGUAGCCAUUAAGUUAAAUUACCAUUUAC